GUACGCCCGGUGACAUGGAUUCGCAAAGCCGGAAUAUCUGCGACUCAAGCGUGUCUGAACAGAACUCCACCAAUAACAGAGCCGAGUCCGAACGUCCCCCCAGUUCCGAAGAACAGGAACGAGAGGAAACAUCAGAUGAAUUUGGAGAUUUAUUCGAACUGCCGGUUGAAAUAACGGAGAGACGUCCCACAUGUUUGAGAUGCGGCCGCCCUCAGAAAGUGUGUCUGUGCCCGUUUCUGCCGGCGCGCCCCCUAGAGGUGAACACGCGCCUCUACAUUGUGCAGCACCCCGCGGAGGAGAGUCGAGCGCUGCGUACCGUCCCUCUUCUGGCAGCUUCUCUCCCCCCAGGAAAGUGCACGGUCCUCGUCGGGAGGCGGUUCAGUGAAGAGCGGAACCCUGAGUUAGGUGCAGUGUGUCGUAACCCCGCCACGCUGAUCCUGUACCCUGGGCCUGACGCGGUUAACUUGGAAGAUGUGGAGACAGAUCCGUUGGGCACCACUCGCACCGUUGUCAUCAUCGAUGGGACGUGGAGCCAGGCCAAGGACAUGUUCCACAGGAAUGCCCUCUUCCGCAUGCCCAAACAGGUGCAGCUGAAAAGCUCUCCAUUCAGCCAGUAUGUGAUCCGGACCCAACCCACCAACAUGUGCCUCUCCACCCUGGAGUGUGCCGCAGCGGCCCUGGCCAUCAUGGAGAAGAACCAAGCCAUAAAGGAGCAACUGCUGCGGCCCCUCCGGGCUCUGUGCGCCUUCCAGCUGCAGCACGGUGCCCAGGUACAUGACAGCAAAGAGCAGCUGCUCCGCACGGGCAGGUACGACAAGCCCAUGCCCAAGAACAAGCGCAAGAUCAAGCGCAUGGAGCGGCUCAUCUCCAGCCAGAACAUCUAGAGGGUAUCUAGGUCAGGGCUUCUGGAACCUGCUUUUGCAUUCCCUCACGGCACAGCUGUCUGGGGGAUGAUCCGGGUGCCGUGAAGAAUGGCACUGGCCACUUGAAGGUCUCAGGGUUAUAGAUGUGGAUGGCGUACGCACCUACCUUAAGUUUCCAUCAAACGCACAAACGUAUUUGGACAUGGUACACCAAACGUGUAUGCAUUUGUUGCCGUUUUCCCUCUGAAGAGGUAGAUUUUUUUU
This is a messenger RNA of Scleropages formosus (Asian bonytongue), 1127 nucleotides long. RefSeq names its product DTW domain containing 2 (gene dtwd2). The transcript is spliced from 6 exons. The record is from RefSeq and is a predicted model, not a curated record. NCBI's taxonomy places the organism in Eukaryota, Metazoa, Chordata, Actinopteri, Osteoglossiformes, Osteoglossidae. Bases 15 to 884 code for a protein of 289 amino acids.